Penicillium salamii is the source of this 930-nucleotide messenger RNA. The record is from the annotation of a GenBank genome assembly. NCBI's taxonomy places the organism in Eukaryota, Fungi, Ascomycota, Eurotiomycetes, Eurotiales, Aspergillaceae.
AUGCCGAUACCACAAGAAGCAAUCAAUAGCGUUCUUGAACAUGUCAUACCUUACAUUGAGCAACACAUCCAAAGUCAGAAAUCAUCUUCCUCCAGGAGACCCUUUGUUUUGGCCCUCACCGGUCUCCAGGGCAGUGGAAAAUCCACAUGGACCGACGCUCUUGUCAAAGCGUUGAAAUCCAGAAACCAUACAACAAUCAAUCUUUCACUUGACGAUUUAUACCUGGACCAUGCUGAGCUCGUCCAACUACGCACAUCAAACCCAACCAACAAGCUUGUCCAAGCACGCGGUCAGCCAGGAACACACGAUAUGGCUCUCGCGCGCUCAUUCUUUGAGAGUUUGAACAGCGGCCGCGAGAUUCUGAUUCCAGCCUUCGACAAAAGCAAGUUCAAUGGAGAAGGCGGGAAAGCACCAGUCGAAACCUGGGAGCGUAUUCCAUCAGACACCACAUUGGACGUCGUUGUCUUUGAGGGAUGGUGUGUUGGGUUCCGGCCAUUGGAGGAGCUGGAUCUUCAGAAGAGGUGGGAGGAUGGAGUACAGAAUGUGUCCACUGGAGUUUAUCCUACUGAGACAUUGAAGGACCAUGCGCUCGAGCACUUGCUGGAGGCGAAUACAAACCUUCGUGGCUAUUGUGAUCUUUUCAUGGGGCCACAGCAUCUGGACUUCCUUGUUCACUUAGACACGAACGAUUUGGUCAACGUGUAUCAAUGGAGAAUGCAACAGGAACACGCUCUUCGACAGCGGACAAAUGAGAGCAUGACGGAUGAAGAGGUGAUUCAGUUUGUGAAGGGCUAUAUGCCAGCGUAUGAGCUAUAUCUGGAUCAGUUGAGGCGUGGGUUCUUUGAUAAAUCGCUUGGUGGAGAAAAGGGCCAGUUGCGGGUUGUCUUGGAUGAAAAUAGAAAGGUAGUGGAUACUGUCUUGUAUCCUUGA